Messenger RNA from Paracoccidioides brasiliensis Pb18, 1179 nucleotides. Its product is annotated as CMGC protein kinase. The transcript has 2 exons. The record is from RefSeq and is a predicted model, not a curated record. Gene Ontology annotation, molecular function: ATP binding; protein kinase activity. Bases 1 to 1179 code for a protein of 392 amino acids. Gene Ontology annotation, biological process: protein phosphorylation.
AUGGCAGACUUCGGCGACUUUGUGAGCACCGAGGACGAGGAAUUUGACCUCGAAGAGGUUGCCGAACCCUGGCAAAAGUACGAUAUAAAGAAAACUCCACAUGUCUUCUAUCCCAUCUGUGUCGGAGAAGUGCUCAAUGAGAGAUACCUGAUAGAGCAUAAAAUCGGCUCUGGCGGCUUCUCCACCGUCUGGAUGGCCCAUGACCUUCAGGAUAAGAGGGAUGUCGCCCUCAAAGUCAUGUCUUCGGGGGAAUGGGAAAAAAAUGAAAUCCGCAUGCAGGAUGAAAUCCUUCAGAAUGUACAGGAUACCUCUCACCUUGUGACAUAUUUGGCGACCUUUCUACUCCCUGGAAACAACUGUCAUCACAGGGUCCUAGUGUUCCCUCUUCUGGGCCCAUGCCUUUACCCUAUUAUCCUGAGAAAGAUGUCCAUGGCCACUCGCAUGUCCGCUGCUAAGCAAUUGCUAGAGGCCUUGGAAAAUUUACACAAGGCCGGAAUUGUGCACCGCGAUUUGAACGAGAGGAAUUGUAUGUGGGGGAUGGUUCCUCUCCACAAUCUCAACAGGAGUGCUAAAUACAAGACACUCGGUCGGCCAUUAAGGCAAAUCAUACCAUUGGUCGACCUCUGGAAGCCAGGAGAGCUUGUGCUGCCCAUUAUGAUCCCUGAGAACUUACGCACAGAGGAAUUCUAUCUCAGUGAUUUUGGUCUGUCGAUGAAACUUGGCGACCCCGUGACUCAACACGGCUAUCCGCCUAUGCAAUUUUGCUCCCCAGAUCGAUUUCAUAGGAAAGAUCCAAGUUUUGCCUGCGACAUGUGGAGUUACAUGGUCCUCUUCGCAGAGCUUUACCUUGGCCAUCCGCCUUUCCCUACCUGGCUUAACGGUGGAAUAAUAACUGGUAUGGUCAGAUGUUUGGGUCCACUGCCUGAGGAGUGGAAGGGCCUCUACACUCCCUCCGAAAGCCUGGAUUCCUGGUAUGAUGAGCGUAAAACACCCGAUCCAAACCAUGAGCUUGCAUCGACAAUUGCAUACUUUUGUCCUGAAGUCGAUCCCAUUGAGCGAAAACAUGUGCUCUCCAUCAUGACUAGAGUAUUUACUUACUGUCCAGAGAAACGUCUGACCGCAACACAGCUUCUGCGUGACCCUUCAUUCAGAGCUAUCAUGGACAAAUAUGGUUGUUGA